Messenger RNA from Cuscuta epithymum, 357 nucleotides. The record is from the annotation of a GenBank genome assembly. Lineage: Eukaryota; Viridiplantae; Streptophyta; Magnoliopsida; Solanales; Convolvulaceae.
AUGCAAAUAAAAGCACUCCGAUCUUCGUUUCCCUUAUGGCAAGGCAUAGAGUUCUUAAUACUAUAUUCUUCUUUGUGUGGCUGAGCAUAGGAAUUUGCUCGGCAGCAAGAACCCUCCUCAAUCUUGAUGUGGGCAGUGUUAGGCCAAAAUACGAUGCCGGCGGUCAUGGUGUUGUAGAUGUAAAAAGCUCCGGUUAUGCGGGGGGAGCUGAAGGUGGUGUAGAAGUCAGCGGAACGGGAUAUGGUGGGGGAGGAGGAGGUGGAAAAGGUGGCGGCUAUGAUGAGGUCGGGAACAACUAUGGGUACGGAAGUGGAGAGGGUGCUAGUGGGGGAUAUGGUGGUGGAGGGCAUGUUGGUG